UAAAGCACCCCAGCCAACUGUCAAACCGUUCAACCAUUAAACUGUCAUUAACUGUCAUACCACCCCUGGCUCUAUAAAUAUGCAGAGCUGUUCCUCAAUAAAUGGGCAUUUUCUCCGACGGCAAACCUUGAUCGUUCUUUCAUUGGUGCCGAAACCCGGAAGCCUCGCUGCUUGAGGGCCCCUUCUCUCAAGGCUUGCUGUCCUCGUCCACUCUUUCGAGUGCUGCUACUCACACAACACUGGCUCUUCAGUAGUACCUGCUCAAGCUAGGUAUUCUGUGCCCUUGCUUCAGGGAAGGGACAUGCUGUGACAGCAGAAAGAGGAUUAUCUGAACCAUCCUCUGUUGCAAGACAUGAAGACAGUUUGUUUAAGGAUUUAUUUCAAGACUAUGAAAGAUGGGUUCGUCCUGUGGAAUACCUGAAUGACAAAAUAAAAAUCAAGUUUGGCCUUGCAAUAUCUCAAUUAGUGGAUGUGGAUGAGAAAAAUCAGUUAAUGACAACAAAUGUCUGGUUGAAACAGGAAUGGACAGAUGUAAAAUUAAGAUGGAACCCUGAUGACUAUGGUGGAAUAAAAGUUAUACGUGUUCCUUCAGACUCCCUCUGGACCCCAGACAUUGUUUUGUUUGAUAAUGCAGAUGGACGUUUUGAAGGGGCCAGUACAAAAACAGUUGUCAGGUACAAUGGCACUGUCACCUGGACACAGCCAGCAAACUACAAAAGUUCCUGUACUAUUGAUGUCACAUUUUUCCCAUUUGAUCUCCAAAACUGUUCCAUGAAAUUUGGCUCUUGGACGUACGAUGGAUCUCAGGUUGAUAUAAUCCUAGAGGACCAAGAUGUAGACAAGACAGAUUUUUUUGAUAAUGGAGAAUGGGAAAUUGUGAGUGCAGCGGGGAGCAAAGGAAACAGAACUGACAGCUGCUGCUGGUACCCCUACAUCACUUACUCCUUUGUAAUUAAGCGACUGCCUCUCUUUUAUACCUUGUUCCUUAUUAUACCCUGUAUUGGGCUCUCAUUUCUGACAGUAGUUGUCUUCUAUCUUCCUUCAAAUGAAGGUGAAAAGAUUAGUCUGUGCACUUCGGUCCUUGUCUCUCUGACUGUCUUCCUUCUGGUUAUUGAAGAGAUCAUACCCUCCUCUUCUAAAGUAAUACCUCUGAUUGGAGAGUACCUGGUGUUCACCAUGAUUUUUGUGACCCUAUCAAUUAUGGUGACUGUCUUCGCCAUUAACAUUCACCAUCGCUCUUCCUCAACACACAACGCUAUGGCACCCUGGGUCCGCAAGAUAUUUCUUCACAAGCUUCCCAAACUGCUUUGCAUGAGAAGUCACGUAGACAGGUACUUCACUCAAAGAAAGGAAACCGAGAGUGGUAGUGAACCAAAAUCUUCAAGAAACACGUUGGAAGCUGCACUUGAUUCUAUUCGCUACAUUACAAGACAUGUCAUGAAGGAGAAUGAUGUCCGUGAGGUUGUUGAAGAUUGGAAAUUCAUAGCCCAGGUUCUUGAUCGGAUGUUUCUGUGGACUUUUCUUCUGGUUUCAAUUAUUGGAUCUCUGGGUCUUUUUGUUCCUGUUAUUUAUGAAUGGGCAAAUAUAAUUGUACCAGUUCAUAUUGGAAAUACAAAUAAGUGAAACUUUGAAGGGUUUGAAUUUAGUUACAAAACAUAUAUCUAUCAUGGCAUGUCUACACUUAGGCAAAUAUAAAGUUGUGUUUAAAAUAUGAUGUAAGCUGCAGCAGAUUAAUAGUUGCUAACAUUGGUUUGCCUAAUAGAUUAUUCAUUAGUACAUCUACCUGCAUGGCUGAAGUAAUGACUAAAAAUAACAGCAAAAUAUUAUCCAAACUGUACUAGUGAAAAUCUAGUGUUUUCCUGGUUUGUAAUCAAUAGUGAUGCUCAUCUUUUGGUUUUUUGUUUGUUUGGUUGGUUGGUUGGUUUUUGGUGCUGGGGAUUGAACCAAGGCUUGGCACAUGCUAGGCAAGUGCUCUACCCUCGGAGCUAUACCUCCAACCCAAGCUCAUCUUUUGAAUGCUGGAAAAUUCUAGUUGUGUUUGAAGAUAUAUUUUAAAACUUUUUCAGGAUUUGGUAAAGGUAUACUUUUUUUUUUUUUUUUGAGAUGGGAUCUUGAUAAAAUGCCUAGACUGGCCCCAAACUCUUGGGCUCAAGUGAUCUUCUUGCCCUCAACCUCCUGAGUAGCUGGGACUACAUGUGUGUGCCACUUGUGCCAGGCUAAGGGAUACAUUUAAAAAUUCUUUCUGUCCUGUAUUUAAUAAUAACAGCUAAUCUUCAGUGUAUUCUGCUCUCAUAAGUAAGCUGAUUACUCAGUAUAAGAGUGACUUAAAAUGAUGCUGCUAUUCUAUAACCAACAUUUUUAAUAAAUGAAAAGUGGAGAUUGGACACUC
This is a messenger RNA of Marmota monax (woodchuck), 2389 nucleotides long. It is a transcript of the gene Chrna5, whose product is annotated as cholinergic receptor nicotinic alpha 5 subunit. Gene Ontology annotation, biological process: monoatomic ion transmembrane transport; nervous system process; regulation of membrane potential. The coding region runs from base 493 to 1623 and encodes 376 amino acids. NCBI's taxonomy places the organism in Eukaryota, Metazoa, Chordata, Mammalia, Rodentia, Sciuridae. The transcript is spliced from 7 exons. Gene Ontology annotation, cellular component: neuron projection; synapse; postsynaptic membrane. The record is from RefSeq and is a predicted model, not a curated record. Gene Ontology annotation, molecular function: acetylcholine-gated monoatomic cation-selective channel activity; transmembrane signaling receptor activity.